UAAUGGUAGUCUCAUGCCGAAAUGCGAACGUCAAAUCAGGCAUUCCUUAAAGUUGUUUUUGACGAAAAUGAGAACGUGUCAGUUUGCGAUGUUGCGUCUCUGGGUUUACUGGGUUUAGAAACUCUGUGCCUUCAUGCUACGGUUAUGAGGCUCCGCUGGUCCGGGGGCGUGCUGCUGUCGGUGGCGGCUGCCUACUACGUCUAUACUCCGUUACCGAGUACGGUGAGCGAGCCCUGGAAGCUCAUUCUGCUGGACGCGCUGUUUCGGAGCUUCAUACAUGCGGGUGAUGUGGCGCAAGCUCUAGGGGUGUGUCACAGUGUCCAUAUGUUGAACUCUGUGGUGUCUCGGUUGGAGGUGAUUGAGCCAUGGUCUAGUCCUACUGUACGUGUCACUGACUCCGCCUUGGGGGGCGUGCCCGCACGAGUGUUCCAGCCAGUUGGAGGAGGAGCCAAGCUCAGGAGGGGAGUGCUUUACUUCCAUGGUGGGGGAUGGGCCCUUGGCAGCGGACGAAUGAGAUCUUAUGACCUGCUGUGUAGGAGGAUGGCUGAAGAGCUGGAUACAGUCGUUGUGUCGGUUGAUUACCGCUUGGCCCCUGAUGCAGUGUUUCCAGACCAGUACCAUGAUGCUCUAGCAGCGUCCAGGGCCUUCCUGUCCCCAGAGGUCUUGCAGCGCUAUGGGGUGAACCCAGCCAGGGUGGGGGUGUCUGGAGACAGCUCUGGGGGGAACCUCGCUGCAGCCGUGGCCCAGCGGAUUUCUGCAGAUGACAGUAUGAGUGUGAAGUUCAGUAUCCAGGCGUUGAUCUACCCAGUCCUCCAGGCUCUAGACCUGAACACCCCGUCCUACCAACAGAACCACAACGUACCCAUCCUGCACCGACACCUCAUGGCCAGGUUCUGGCUGAUUUACCUGGGGGCUGAUCCCUCUCUCCUCCCUCAUCUCCUCUCCUCCCCCUCCUCCCUCCUUCAUCCCUCCAUCCCCCCUUCCAUCCGUUCUCAUCUCAACUGGACCUCCCUGCUCGCGGCCAAACACCAAAAGCAUUACCGGCCCGUUGGCAUGGAGACUGGGUCGCGGGAGGUCACGUGGAUAGUGCCGGGGUUGGUGGAUGUUCGAGCGGCGCCGUUGCUUGCAGAACAGGGGAUUCUGGGUAGAACGCCGCGAGCGUACGUGAUGACGUGUGAGUUCGACGUUCUGAGGGACGAUGGGUUGAUGUACGCCAGGAGACUACAGGACGCGGGCGUCACGGUUACCAGUGUUCACUAUGACGACGGUUUCCACGGCUGCAUGGUCUUCUCCUUUUGGCCGUUUUUGUCCUCCGUUGGCCAGAGGAGUCUGGACAACUACAUCCAGUGGCUAGACCACAACCUCUAGAACAGCCAUACUCAACAGGCGGACCGCAGUCUGGAACCGGACCCAGAAGAGGGUCGAUACGGACAGUGUGUUUAAAAUCUAUUUUUUAAGAAAUCAAUCAGGCUUUUAACUUACUGCUGUUGAGUAGUUAUCAUGGGCAGGGGACUCGACCCCAAGGGGGCCCCCAUGGAUUUUGUUGAAUCACUCAGGUAUCAUAUGAACACACAUAAGAAGUCAUGGAAAAAUGUGUAGAAUUGCAGGAAAUUUGCUUUAAAACUGCAACAGUUUUUUUUGCCCCAUGUCAAAUUGUGUGGAAUUGCAGAAAAAUUGCUUUAAAACUGCAAGUUUUUUCUCCGCCAGCAGAAGGGGUGUGAAUUGUUUGAACAGUUUGGAGUUACAUGCGUUGCGAAGGGCGGGUUUGUUACUACGCCGACUGAUGACAAUACCCAUCCGGACCUUUGCCACUUAGGAAAUUUGUGUGACCAGACCAUCUAAAAUAGUAGUCUAGACCACGACAGAACCCUAUGGAACCCAAGUUAUGUUUAGAAUCAAAACUAUAGGAUCACAACGUAGAACCCAAUAGGAGCACCACUAGGAC
Salvelinus namaycush (lake trout) is the source of this 1945-nucleotide messenger RNA. RefSeq names its product neutral cholesterol ester hydrolase 1-like. Lineage: Eukaryota; Metazoa; Chordata; Actinopteri; Salmoniformes; Salmonidae. Gene Ontology annotation, molecular function: carboxylic ester hydrolase activity. Gene Ontology annotation, cellular component: membrane. The transcript has 7 exons. The coding region runs from base 22 to 1368 and encodes 448 amino acids. The record is from RefSeq and is a predicted model, not a curated record.